CGGAGUUUUUACAAAAAUCAUUGCCAUUCAUUACCAGCUACACGUACAGCCAUUUCAGGGAAAGAAAAUGAAAAGCGUAGUCGAUACAACUAAAAGGAUUCAUAUAUUAGUAACGGCUUUGAUUGGAUUGUUCUUUGUAGUAACCAGUUAUCUAUCUAUUCUAGGGCCACCAUCUGCAGUAUUUAGUAUAGUAGAUCCCCCUCACUACACAAUAAAUGUGACCAGCAUUCAGGAUACUCAACUUGAUGACGUAGUUCUUCCAGUUCCAACACACAGUACAGUAGACAUUCACUACGAAAUGGCUUCAAGACCAAACUUUUGGGAUAAACACCCUAUAUCUGUAUACCAGGCAUUCGCCCAGCACAGAGCUCGAACUAUGGACAGCUGUAACAAUACGUGCGAUCCUACAGAACCACACUGUAGCGCUAUGAAUGCUACGGCAUGGGAAGAUUUGAACAAAGAGGGGCGUAUGCCGUUUAGGCCAUUCCUCUCAAGGGGACAGUACGUGUUCGACUGGGAAAAAAAUCUACUAAGUUACCCGCCCUUGUUUGAUUAUAAAACUCUACCGGAUAAAAGUUUAUCUAAAGUUGUAAUGGAGAAUGUACACAAUGGGACGGUGACGUGUAAGAUGUUUGGAUAUCUACGUGGGCGGGUGGAUCUUGUGGACGGGUAUGGACGCAGGAGGACACGGGGUGACGACGAGGUGCGGGUGUGGGUCAAGAGUGCUGACGUCAAGGGGUACGCAUCUUCUGGUGACGUCACAGAUUUAAAGAACGGAAGUUACUCGUUUACAAUACGUUGUCUUUGGCCAGGAAAAUCUAGUUUAAAUGUUGCAUUGUCGUACCCACGAGAAUUUCUACGUGUGACCGUACACCAGACCCAUGUGGGCGUCACCCGACUGACCAGGGCCACAUUUGUCAAGGAGAAAAUAAAGGAGGUAUUACAAAUAUAA
This is a messenger RNA of Physella acuta, 952 nucleotides long. RefSeq lists its product as uncharacterized. The record is from RefSeq and is a predicted model, not a curated record. Lineage: Eukaryota; Metazoa; Mollusca; Gastropoda; Physidae.